Closterium sp. NIES-65 is the source of this 1002-nucleotide messenger RNA. NCBI's taxonomy places the organism in Eukaryota, Viridiplantae, Streptophyta, Zygnematophyceae, Desmidiales, Closteriaceae. The record is from the annotation of a GenBank genome assembly.
AUGGCUCAGCCACAGCAGUGGCAGCAGCAGCAGCAGCAGCAGCAGCAUCCGCAGCCAGAGCUACAUCAGCAGUUGCAGUUGAUGCAGCAACAAGAGCAGAUGCAGCAGUAUCAGAAAGCCCCACUCAUACAGUCCCUCCCCCUCAUAACACCUUUUCAGUCCACCCAAAUCCCGCCUCGCAGUCUGUCUCUUCCUCCCAUACCGCCUGCUGCAAUCACCUCCACCGCUGUAGCCGCUGCUGCAGCUGCUACCCACAUUGCUGCCGGCGUUGCUGCCGGCUCUUCUGCUGCUGCCGGCACUGCUGCCUACAAUGCUGUUGGCCUUGCAGUCCUCACUCCCCUCGUCUCUCCAACCACCAUCUUCCACAGUCCUGCCAGAUUGCCUCGAUCCAAUCACCCAGAGCAGGGUGAGUUUAAAGCCACGGAUGAUGCCGCCUCUGGGAGAGCAACAAUCGACAGCACUGUGAAUGGUGGUGCUGGCAGCAGCAGUGGAGAUGUCUUGAUGCAGGAAGUCACAGCAGCAGGCUCUGGGGCUGUAUACAUUGGCGGUGGUGCGGAUCACUCUAUAGUGGAGCACUCUAAUCAUAACACCACAGCAGGUUUGGACCUUUCUCUGCCUGACCGCGCAGCAGGUUGGUUGUUUCUAGAGGCUCAAGACACACACCCCACUGCAGAUGCUGCGGGGAACCUCGUCACCCCGUUCUCCUGCCUCCCUCAACGCACAGCAGCUGCUGCUGGUGGGGACCUCGCCACCACCCCGUUCUCUCGCAUCGACAGGACAGCAUGUUUCAGUUGCGAGAAUUAUGGCUGCUCCGUCCCCUUUAUGGAGCUUUUGAGAGGGGCAGGAGAGGGAUUGGAGGCUGGGAGAGAGGCUGUGGAUGCGGCAGGGUCGGCAUAUGCAGCAGAUGAGCAGCAUUUGGGGGACACUGCGGCUGGAGGUGGAAUCUACACCGUGGAUCCACUGGAGAUGUUCUUCCUGAAUGAUGGGGAGCCUAGGGACUAA